GCUUAGUCAUUGCACUCCUCCCGACUCUUCAGUUCAGUCGUUCCCGGAGCUCAACUCGCUCUCUCGACGAUGCACUAACCGCAUACACUAACAGACUCCUUUGGUGCACUCAACGACUCACUGUCAACCCGGCUGUCAACUCGAUCGACUCCGCAGGGGUUGACUCGCUAGACAAGACACACACUCAAUACUACUGACUGACUGCGGACCAGCAGGGCUUAUAUAGCUUUCGGGUUGUGUUCGAGAACAUUCUGAGCUAAACCGGUAAGAAUUCGUUCUAGAAGGUUCUCCAUCAGUCCAUGGCAUAUCGCCAAUUUUGUCGCCAAAUGUUGCAACCCUAAAACUGCUUUGCGGGGAAGCCAUCUCACCGCGCCUGUACAUUUCGCAACAAUAUCUAAAUGAAACUCAAAUUUCUGCAGUAUAAUCAUAACGUUUAUAGGGGUAUGGGGAAGAUAAGUUAUUCAUAGCUGUAUUGCAUAUAAAUAGCUGCCUUGCACUGAUUUCCAAAUGUAAAAUAAUAAAUUGAACGAGCAUAUUCUGUAUUUAAUGUAUCUCUAAUGAAAUUUGUAAAAGAAAAUAUGAAAUCUCCAUAGUAAACGUUUAUUGCUUAUCUUUAGAACUGCAAAUAUCAUACUUACACAGUACAACAAUUUGAAAAUGAGACUGAUGCUAGAUAAACAAGUAAGUAAUAUAGUAUUAAAAAAAUAAUGAAUCACUGCAAAUAAGCAAACUUGAUUUAUUACAAAUAAAUUUUCAUUAGAAUAAUUGACGUUUUGCAUCAUCAUAUUAAACAUUUACCUUGCUCUUUUCCUAUAGAGUACAAAAAAAUAUUGCUCUUUAUUCUAUUUCAUUUAUUUUUAAAAAGUGAACAUAAUAUGCAGGUUAAUUCAUUUUCAGGCUCUAAAAUCCCUGUUCUAAGAUAUGACCUAAACAGAAAAUACUCAUACAAAAAAUUCUAUUUUUCAGCUAUUAAAUGGCCGAUGGGCCUUGUCUCGCAUUAUAAUUCUUGCUUUUUAUUUGAUACAUUGUGUAUAAUAUAAAGCUUAUAAUAAAUAUAAUGUUUUAAACUGAUAUCUUAUUUUUUCACAGACCAUCAAAAUGCUGGCUCUGGUUGUUAUAUGCUUUGCCAUGUGCUGGCUGCCACUUAAUGUUUAUUACAUACUUCAAGAAUUCUUGGGUUCAAAAUUUACCUAUAGUACAUCAAAAGGAACCCAAAGAUCUACUAUUUUUUUCCUUUGCCACUGGCUAGCCAUGAGUUCUGUAAGUUACAAUCCUUUCAUCUAUUGCUGGAUGAAUAAGCAGUUUAGGUCUGGUGCUAUUUCAUGUUUUCUCUGCCUUCAGACUUUUGGAAGGAAACUAAGCAAUAGCUUCAGAUCUACAUUAGAAGUCCAGUUAAUAGAUAAGCAGUGCAACAAAGAAGCAUCUUCUGAAUAUAGAUCAGAAAGUCUACAAAGUCAGAAGAAUACUUCAUGUUACUCAAGAAAAGUAUUGACUGCAGAAAGAAUAACAAAGAGACCACAGAUGUGUAUUCUUAAUAUGGUUCCCUUGAAACCACACAUUCUUAAAAAGAAUAUGAGCAAUUCUGAACUUAAUUUCAUGAAAGAAAAUGGAAUGCAACAUCAUUCCGCUGAAAAUUUAUGUAUGAAUGAUAAUGAUGCUAAAGAGAAAAACAGCUAUUCUCUGAAGAGAUCAGGAUCAUGCAACAACAGUUUGCUUAAGAUAACAGAGCAUCAAUUAUUGUUAAAACAUCUUGAUACAAGGAAAAUAACUGUAUUCUAGGACUGUGUACAAAUAUAUUUUAGGCAAAUGAGCCGUUUCUGCAGGACUAACUAUUUUUCAGAAAAUUAAUCAUUUACAUGUAGUAGUAUUUAAAUCCUGUUCUUUAGACUUUGAGUAAAAAUGUUCUGACUAAAUGUUUCAAAUUUCUAUGUAUUAUCAUCAUUAUAUGAAUGUGAAUUAAAAAAAACUUUAUGAUGCUUUUGUUAUUUGAGAAAUCUGCUUGUAUAACUAAAUUACAAAAAUGAGUAAUUAUAUAUGUAUAUAUUAUGGGAUGGGGAAAAAAUUCUGUUUCCCAUUUUUUUAUCACUAUACCCCAGAAAAUUGCUGUUCGCCUAGUUCAGCAAGAUGAAAAAAAUAAUUUUCAAAUAAAAAUGUUUGUGCAUCACACUCAAAGUUUUGAAAAAUGGUUCAAUUUUGCUGUUUUCCGUAAUUUUUUUUACAGUUAAA
Molecule: messenger RNA, 2226 nt
Organism: Stegodyphus dumicola
Lineage: Eukaryota; Metazoa; Arthropoda; Arachnida; Araneae; Eresidae
Product: probable G-protein coupled receptor tkr-1
Source: RefSeq, a predicted model, not a curated record